CACGAUGGACGUUCUCGCUCUUGAGAAAGUUGCGUUUUUUUACCAGUGACAACGUAAUAAAACCCGUCAUUCUCAGUAGUGUAUGCCAACUUCUGUAGAGGCGGUGGGCUUCAUCGUUUGAGAAGCUCCCAGAAUCCGAGAAGAGGAAGGCAAAUUUGAGCUAAAAUUACACCUCUACUUUCAGUUUUGCCCCCCGCCCAUUCUAUCGAUUUGUAAUUCGCAGCUUUACUGAGGAAAUUUAGGGUCCAGCGCGGUUCGUGUUGCCGCAAUCGCCUUGGAGAGCUCAACUAGCAUUUCAAAAGGAAAAAAAAAAAAGGCUAGGAUCGCAAGCACAUCGGCACUAGUUCGGUGGCAGAGUUGAGAAUCCAAACAGUCACAACGAUAAUUUAAUCUUCAAUGGACGACAAGGUCGGGUCGUCUUUGCCAAAAGAUAUCCUCAAUUGGCUGUUUGCUUAUUCUAAAUCCACAAGUCUAGCGGAUGCCUUGCAAGCUCUUGUGAAUAUAUCAAGAACUGCAGAUGGGCGUGCCGAUCUUGCUUCAAAGAAUGUCCUUGCCUUGAUACUUGAUCUGAUUCAAGGACACUUGGAAUAUUUGAAUUCUGAACUUCUGGUAUCAUCACUGAAGCUUCUGAGGAACCUAUGUGCUGGAGAGGUUGUAAAUCAGGAUACCUUCAUUGAGAAGAAUGGAGUUGGGAUCAUUUUGACUGUCUUGAGGUCUGCAAUGCAUACUCCUUCCUUAGACUGUGGAGCCGUCAGGAUGGCCCUGCAGGCUCUGGCAAAUGUCUCGUUGGCUGGAGAGAGACAUCAACAAACUAUUUGGGUUCAAUUCUUUCCAAAUGAAUAUCUCACGCUUGCAAGAAUUCGGAGUCAAGACACGGUUGAUCCUUUGUGUAUGAUACUAUAUACUUGUCAAGAUGGGAACCCUGUACGCCUGGCAGAGCUGUGUGGAGAUCAUGGUUUGUCUUUGGUGACAGAAAUUGCUCGAACUGCUUCAAUAGUUGGAUUUAGAGAAGAAUGGUUUAAGUUGCUUCUCUCAGUUAUCUGCUUAGAAGAAGCUCAUUUACCCACUUUAUUUGCCAAACUAGCCAUUGCUCCUGCUAUUGACAGCAAAGAUGUCCAAAUGGACUGUGAUGAGUUUUCACCGGAACAGGCGUUUCUCCAGAGGAUCGUGUCAGAGAUCCUAAAUGAGCGAAUGGACGAUGUCACUGUCUCUACCGAGUUUGCAUUAUACAUUCUUGGAUUGUUCAGAAAAGCUAGCGGGUUUGUUGAUUUUUCGGAAAGGGGCAAGUUUGGUCUUCCUACAGGGUCCUCUCCAAUUGAUGUCCUUGGGUACUCGCUCACCAUGCUGAGAGAUAUUUGCGCGCAGGAUGGUGCGCGAGGACCCACGGAAAAUGCACAAGACGCAACGGGCUCACUUCUCUCCUCGGGUCUUUUGGAUUCGCUUCUGAAUUUGCUCCGUGAACUUGAGCCUCCCACCAUUAUCAGAAAAACCACUGAUCAUGGUCAGUGCCAAGGGAAUGCAGAUUCUAAACAACUGAAGCAUUGCCCUUACAAGGGGUUUCGGAGAGAUAUUGUCGCCGUCAUUGGCAACUGUUUGUACUGGAGGAAGAGCGUGCAAGAUGAGGUCAGAUGCAAGGAUGGGGUUUUUCUGCUUAUGCAGCAGUGCGUUGCGGAUGAAGACAACCCGUUCUUGAGGGAAUGGGGUAUUUGGACAGUCAGAAACUUGUUCGAGGGAAAUACCAAAAACCAACAAUCAGUUGCUGAAUUGGAGCUCCGGGGAACUGUUAAUACACCGGAGAUUGUAGAACUUGGUCUUCGGGUGGAGUUGGAUCACAAGACUAGAAGACCAAAGCUUGUAAACUCUGCCUGAGGACUUUUCGGAGUUCCAGAAUCCAUGAUGUGUUUCUCUGAUGUUUAA
Messenger RNA from Rhodamnia argentea, 1917 nucleotides. RefSeq names its product ataxin-10. The coding region runs from base 397 to 1869 and encodes 490 amino acids. The record is from RefSeq and is a predicted model, not a curated record. Lineage: Eukaryota; Viridiplantae; Streptophyta; Magnoliopsida; Myrtales; Myrtaceae. The transcript has 3 exons. Gene Ontology annotation, cellular component: cytosol.